AUGAGCAGCCAGCGGCAGCAGUCCCUGUUCUUCGUGGACUCCCCGGACCUGCAGAAGCUCUGUGCGGUCAGGGUCACAAUUCCCUCGGCCGGAAAGCCGGAGCCGGAGGUCAGGACCGUACAGCUGAAGAUGAGCAGGCACCUGCUGCUUCUGCACCGCGAGGUCCUUACUGCACCUUUCCCGCAGGCCGUCAGCCAGCUCUGGGUGGUGACAACGAUACCGUUUUAUAAAACUGGAAAAAUCAGUGCCUUUCUUGAGCAAUAUGGAGCUAAGAUGGAGGCUCCACAAAAGGUAGUUCCUGCGAUUCUUCAAGACUGCCUUACACAUUCACUCACGACUAGACUUGCACCAUCCUGGAACAGAACCGGUCAUCUCUUGGUGCAAGGAAGAGGAUUUCUUUCUCGGAUGGGAAAGCAGAAUGCUGUUGUAUUGGACAUCAGUGUAACAGAAACCCAAAUUUGUCUAAGUGUAGAAGUUUAUACAAUCAGACUGCCACCACCUGAGCUACGAGAGUUUGCGAUUUCUCCAAAUGUCAUAAAGGAUUUCCAUACUAACGAGGAAGCUACCAUCGAGGGCCAUUCGAUCUUAAACAACUGGUGCUAUGUUCUGCCAAGUAUGAAAAUGGGACAGAUAUCAAAUAUUGUUCACAAGAUGCCCCCCGAAUGCCCUUUUAAGUCAUAUGAAGAACUCCAGAUACACUGGAAUGACAUGUACGGCUAUAAACUUCCCGAAGAUGCUGGAAAUUUUCAAAUAUACUGCAGUGUUUACUUCAAAAUGGUAGGACAAAGGAUCUUUACAUACCCUCUCAGCUGCAUCCGGACUCAGCCGGUGCAGUUCUUCCCGAGGAUAGACUUGGAAGGUGUACUGAAGAGCUUUGCUGCAGACUUGAGGAUUAAGCUGCCCCACAUAUGCGGACUGCCCGUAAAGAUGACCGACAACCCCUGCUUUCACACGUACAAGCUGACUAGGCCUUGUGUCCUGGAAAACCAACACACGCCCCCCAAUCUGGUCACUCAUAUAACAUUCACGCCGGCUCACAUGCGGGCCCCUUCUGCCAGGUCUGACUCAGCUCCGGGUCUUCCACCGAGUUCAGCAACAUCAGACCACAAGGUGGCACCUUCAGCCAGCCAGACAGGCCCUGCGCAGAGCCGAAAGAAAUCCUUGUCUGGCAGUGCAUCUCAAGCCCGUGAGGAAGUAUUCUUCAUACCUCACAGAAGAAAUACUCACGGUCAAGACACACAUUCUCGACACUCAAAAGCUGGUGUGUCCUCAACUCUGCUCCUCCCACCAGGGUUUCCUCACAGCAAAAAGAGGUCCUUGUCAAGCAAGGCCAAGCACAUGGAGUUACCUGUGGCCCACAGAGCCAAGAUUCAAACUCCAGACAGACAUUCCAUUCACCGGAAGCAUAAUGUUUUCUCAAAUCCACUCCUCUCAUCUGCAUCUGCUCACAGCAGAAAAAGAUCCUCGUCUCACAAGGCACCUCACGUGCAUGUGGAGGAGCCCCUGACUCCCAGAGGAGACACUCAAGCUCAAGACACACAUUCCAGUCACCUAGAGUCUAGUGAAUCCCCGGUUGUGGUCCUGCCACCAGAAUCUCCUGAGAGUAGAAAUAACUCCCUGGCCAGUGUGGAAGUAUCCAGGCCCCACAGAGAAAAUACUAAUGUUGAAGACACAGAUUUCAGCCAACCCCAGCCUGGCACAUCCUCAACUCUGCUCCUCUCACCAGGAUCUGCUCAGAACAGAGAGAACUCCUUCUCUAACUUGGCACCUCAGGUGCAUGUGGAAGAGCCCGCACCCCACAGAGGAAACACUCAGGUUCAAGACACGCAGGUUAGCCCUCAACGUGACAAUGUCCCUAGAUUCAUGUCUGCUUUUAAAAAUCAAUUGUUGCGAAGAAGCAAAAUUCUCUUAGGACAAAAAUUGAAAAAGCCUGUUGCUAGAGAAUCUCAGUUGGCUUCCACUCAAACUAUUGUGAUCCAUGAUGAUCCACCAGAUGCAGAUUCAAACAGAGAAGAUCAGUCUGAUGAGGCUGUUCAGAUAAAUCCACCGGACGUAGAUUCAGAUACAGAUCAAUCUGAUGAGAACGUUCAGUUAAAUGAUGGACAUUUAAACCAGACAUCUAGACCUCCGCAAGAAAGGAUUGCUAAGCCCUGUGAGAGUGUGACAGAAGACUCUCCUUCUAAUGAAACAGCCCUGACUGUGAAUGGAGCUGAAAGUCAAUUACAGCCUGGCAGCACCACAGAAGACGCUGGUGACCUCCAAGUGAAUGGAAACUCCACAAGUAAAUACAAAGAGAAAGGCCGUGAGAGACUAAGAGUGAAAAGACAGCCGCAAGGGUCAGAGACAGAAAUGAGAAAUCCUCAACAACUAAAGCAAAAACCAGUAAAUCAAACUCAAGAAGUUGGUAUAUGUGACCACAGAACUGCCCACAGGUCUAAAAGAAAAUUGUGUGAAGAGUCUUCAAAAGUGUCAAAGAAGCUUCACUUCAAAUGUGCCAGCCAUGAGCAGCAGCAAGCCAGCUGUGGUCGGAACCAGACACAUGACUUAACCAAGUCAAAAUCCAAGAAAUGUCACAGUUCGCAAAGUUUAGAACAUGGAUGUGAAAGGACAUCUCCACCAGAAGAGGAGCCGGACCAAUCUGCUGUUUUACGUACCGAAGACACCAGUGAAGAUUCUGAUUCAUCCUAGAGAUGGGGGCUGUGAAAAGCUGCAUGACUGCAAGUCUGAUUAGGAGAAGCAGAACCGUGUCUCCUGGCCCGCACACUAGCUGCUUUGCUUGUCUCGUGCACACACAUUCACUGUCCCUAAGAACUGUUCACAUGUCCAUUAGGUCUGACAGUACUUGUCAUUUCAUAUUUACAUUACUUUUAUUCCCAGUAUAUGUUGUUAGCUUUAUAGAAUUAUAUAGCUUACAUUGUAGGUUUCAAAUAUUAAGAAAUCAUUUUGUCUGCAUAUAUCUAGAAUCUUAAGGGGAUCAGCUAUUACAUUAAGUAGCCUAUGUAAACCAAAACCAAUACCAAAAUUAUCUUUAUGGAAAUGGGAAAUACUUUUCAUACUGUAUUUUUCAUUGGCAUACUAUAUUAUUUAUAUCUUAAAUUUGCAAUAUUUGUUGAUAGUAAGCAACAAACUGUAUUAUUUGUACUUGGUUUUGUGUUUUAUAAUAUUAUUUAUAUUUUAUACUUUUGGGUAUUGCUCUAGCAAAUAGGAAAAAAGAAAGUUUAAUGAUGGCUAGAUUUGCUUUUGUUAACCAGCUCUCUAGCAUUUUCUUUCUUUUCUUCUUCUUUUUUAGCCAGAGCACUGUUUGUUUCUCACUUAGGGAGAUGCCAGGGACCCCAAGCCUCACAAGCUGUUAUGUUAUAUAUCUCUGGUCCUUGCUUUCACUUUUAAAGUCUAUGUCAUCUGGUUAUUAUGCUUGCAGUAGAGAUAUACUCGAUGUUUCUUAAUACUUCCGAGUGUAAACAUUCACAAAUGCUUAAGGAUUCGUGGCCAUUGCUUACUGGGUGGGAAUGCUGAUGCCGGUGUAUCCUGCAUGGUGUCUUAGUUUCAAUAAACCAACGAAGACUUGUUAGAUAGACCCA
Erinaceus europaeus (western European hedgehog) is the source of this 3578-nucleotide messenger RNA. RefSeq names its product chromosome 15 C18orf63 homolog (gene C15H18orf63). NCBI's taxonomy places the organism in Eukaryota, Metazoa, Chordata, Mammalia, Eulipotyphla, Erinaceidae. The record is from RefSeq and is a predicted model, not a curated record. The transcript has 14 exons. The coding region runs from base 1 to 2688 and encodes 895 amino acids.